CUUGCAGCAGGCAACGUGUAACGGUGGAGUAAAUUCCACUAACGGAGAAACUGUUUGGAUUCACCGAAACUGAGCAAAAACAAACGACAGGAGGAUGAACAGUUCAGCUGUGUAUCCCGCUCCCACCGCUCCUCCAGCCGACAUGUUCGGCAGUGUUCCUGGCUAUGAAGGCACUGUGGCAGGAGGAGGAGGUUAUCUGCCCCCUCCUAUGCCUUUGGAGCCUGUAGCCCCACCUCAGCCCGGACCUGCACCUGAUGACUGGAGCAUCCCCUCUCUGUCAGAGGAUGUGGCUCGAGAUGCGUUCAAGAGCUUUGCUUCGUCCAACUGCUGCUGGAGCAAAGCUCCCGCUGACGAUGGAGUCAUCACAGGCAUGGAGCCAUUUAAUACCUACAGGUAUCGGCUCGAGACGUUCACCGAGUCCAGGUCACCUGAGUGGGCCCACAAACCUUAUGAAGGUGAGCCGGCUGACUUCUACACCCAGACUGCCCCCCGACCCUGGGAAGUCCAGGCCACGCCCCCCAGCCUCUUCACCAGUCACACAGAGAAUAUCCGUGUACCAUACACUUCCUCCAUCAAGGAUUGCCACACCUGCCACGCCUCAGGGACCAUGCCAUGUGUAGAGUGCCGUGGAGAUGGAUAUAAAGCCUGCUGGGUGUGUAACGGCUCUGGGUCAAAGAUGGAUGGAAACUGCGCUCACUGUAACGGUACUGGCAAAGACAGUUGUACAGAAUGUGAUUCACGGGGAACGAAGGAGUGUGAAACCUGUAAAGGAAAACGACAACUGCUGACCUACAUCAACCUCAAAGUGGAAUGGACUAAUAAUGUGGAGGAUCAUGUGGUGCACCAGAACUCUGGUAUGAACGCUGAUGAUCUACGUUCAGUGACCGGGAAGGAGCUGUUCAAGAACAACCAGUACCUGCUCUACCCUCUGCUUGGAUUUCCAAAUCCAGACAUGGCAGCAGCCUCUGAGCGUCUGAUCAAAGAUCACCAGAGCAAAUACGCCCAGACCUCCAGGAUCCUGCAGCAGAGGCAGACGGUCGAGUUGAUCCCAAUCACUAAGGUGAACUACAAAUGGAAAGGUGACACUCACCUCUACUACGUCUACGGCAACGAGAACCGCAUCAGUGCUGAUAAUUACCCCGCAACCUGCUGCUGUGUUAUCCAGUAGUCACACAAACACAGUUACACUCAUUAUUGUUAACUGUUCUGAUACCAUCCCCGCUCUCCUGGGUAGAUUAUUUCCAGUUAAUCCUCAUAUCUUGGAUGUUUCAACCCUAAUGACACAGUAUUGAAACCAGUGCCUCAGAUCUGAUCAUCAUUUUAGAGCUGCUGCUGUUCAUUGCUAAAAAAACAAGACAUGCUUUGUUCAGAAAUACACACAUGAUGGAUGCAUAAAGGUGAAGGUUUUAGGUGAUAUUUAAUUUUGGAUACAUGCAGUUUAAAGAAAAGAGGAUAACUAAGGCAGACUCUUAUUAAACAAUUAAAAUGCCUUUAUUCUACUGACAUGGUCUUGUAGACCUUAAAAUGAGCUGUGAUGCAUUUCAUCCUUAUCGGGAUAUAAAAAUAGAUUUUUAAGAGUUUUUCUUACUGUCCAUGUUAUUUGUUUUAUUUUUUAAUGUAGUAGAGACAAUGCACAGACACCUACCGUUUAAUAGCUGGCUUAAUAGAUACCGUAAAAACCAGGUUAUAGGUUGCACCAGUAUGCAAGGCCUCUUGCAGAGAGUAAAACCAUUUCAACCAUCCUCCUGCAUGACAGUCUGUAUCCCAUUCAGCAAAUUAGCUGUUUCUGUGCAGCUCUUUGAGUACCAUCCAUGUUUACCAUCAAGGUUCUGCACUUCUGCUAGCUUUAAUAUGGUAGUUUUUCUAUGUGCAAACAUGAUUAACACGGCAUGAGAUAGUACUACUGUUUUGAAUAAGUCACAAUUUCAGACAGAAGAAGUGUUCACUGUGUGCAAAAGCCUUUUAGUCUACAGCCAGUGUAAAAUAGUGACACUGAGGGGGGAAACUGUCAUCUGAAGCAUUAGGUCAUGCAGCAGUGAUGUAGAACUGGAUGGAUGAAAAGAUCUUCACCUGUAGAAACUAAAAACAGUCAAAACAAAGUAGUUUUACUCUUCUGGGAGAUUAAAUCAACACUAAACCGCAAAAACUCUCUACUCCUCUUCAUCUAAUGAGUUAUCUCACCUUUCAAAGCUAUGGCUAUGAUAAUUAGAUUUUACAGAGGACUUUACACCUAGUAAGAGCUUGUAUCUGAGCUGGUGCAACACCUGAAAUAUCAGGAAUGCAUAAACUCCGUCCUCAGUAAGAAAUACGGCCAGACUAGGCUAGCAGAGGCAGUAAAGUUAUCUAUCUUUUGGUUUUAAGACCUCAGCUUUAUCAACAGAAAAUUUAACAUUUAUUGACUAAACAAAUGAACUGAUAGUGUUACUUUGGGAAAGACCUCUGCUGCUGUAUCCAUCUCUGUACUAAACCUGUGCAAUAUUGACCACUAACCAAAGAUCUUACAAAACACUUUAAACAGUUGACAAACAACCUGGGCCAGCAUGUGCCAAACAACAUCCUCAAGUGUUCACGGAAACCUCAAAUGUUCAGUAUAUCUGUGUUUGCAGAAUAUCACCUGGUUCAUACCUGUGUUCUUUUACCUGUGGUUUAAUGUUUUAUAGAAAUGAAAAUUCACUUCAUUGUUUACAACUCAGAAACCAAAGCUUAUAGGUUUACUUCUUUCAACAGAUUUGUUCAAACUUAAAUGUAUUAAAACUGCAUUAAUCUGCUUUUCUUCACUAUAUACUGGAGCUUGGAGGUGGACCAAGCUAAUGUUACUGGUAAACUUAGGGUUAAUAUGCUAGCACUCGUUAGCUUUGUUUAUGUCCAUCUACAAUCUAUUUACAGUUUAGAGAACAUAGAGGCCUUCCAACCUCAUUAACCAUUAGUUAGCAGUCUUAUUAACUCAGUCAUUAUCAAAACAUUAUGUGUACAUAGUUUAUGCAAUGGUACUGCUGGUGCUUGUGGUAUUAUUCCUGCUUAGUGAAUAUCUUCGAGCUGUGUUUCUAUCAUGGAGCAAUUCAAACAAAGCAAACUAACCUAAUGGGAAGCUGACACUAGUAACAUUAUAUCACCUUAUUCAUUUUCUGAUUGAUUUAUGUUUAUGUGCAGUAAAUUAGGGGCAGCAUGGUAGUAAAAUCCAUUAGGCCCACUGAAUCCGUUUUCAUCUGUUUGAAAAUACUGAUGUGACUGUGGCUGUGAGAUGCUCCAUCUGUUUGUGUAACAGUUUAGUAAAUAUCCUGCCUUCCAUCCAGUGAGAAUAAAAUUAUAACCACUGUAGCCUUAAUAUUCAGCUUAGACAUAGAGUAUACCUAACAGUUUCUAUUUCAUAGCCAAACAAGCCUUUCUCAAUAAUCUACCUGAUGUUUGUCACAAAGCAAAGGCAAACUUACCUCACAAAUACCUUCAAACAGCGUUCCUCAAUAUUUAAAACCUUUGUUAACAUCACAUGCUGUCUUCAUGGUACUUGUUUCCCUGCAAAACUCAAAUCUUAUCGAGGGCAUUUCUGUCCAACUUUCAGUCAGAAUAUCUUGUUACACCUAAGAAAAUCAAUAUAUAUUUGACAGACAUCUGAUUUCAAGGUAAAAAGCAAAAAUAGGCCUGAAUUUCCUUCAGUAAGUAUAAUUAUCUGCCAGUGCAGAAAACCAGUUUGAUUUAAGUGCUGCAGAUUUUUAUGUACUUCAUAAAUAAAGGCAUUGACAUCUUAUUUUAAGACACAAAACAAGCAAAAUUUCUUCUUCCUGCUGGAUUGUCAGGUAUUUUUACAUGCCAAGGGGGGAGAUUAGCCAGAUUAUCCAGGCAUGGGCAACUUUAAUUACCUGGAGGACCACAUAAAUGUUGUUCUCAACGCCAAAGGGCCAAAUUGUUACAAACUUGUGGAUUUUCUGAAUUUAACUACCAUGAUUACUGAUAAUUGCAUGAAAGAAAAAUAUAGUUUUCAUGCUGAGUUUUAAACCAACAUUUCUAUUUUUAAGCUCAAGUGCAAAAUAGAGAUGAUUAAUUUAUAAGACACAUAAAUUUAACUACCUUCAAAGCAUUGGACAUGCUAGUUACAGGAUAUUUUUUAUCCAUUUUACUUGUAAUUCCUAUUUUUAAGAUAUAUUUAGUGAUGCAUAUAAAAGAGUUAUCCUGAAGCAAUUACAGCGAUUAUAUCCACUCCUUUCUUGCAAAGAACUAAACAUAUCAAAGAUUAUAAGAGAAAUGUUAUUUGUCAUACUUUCAAGGAAAAUUUGUCGUCUUUUCUCAAUGUUUAUGAUGAAAUGGUGUUUGAAAUUGGGCCGCAUUGAGCCCACCCCUGUGCUAAACAGUAAAGGUCAGAUCCCUCUGUAGUCAGCAUUACCAGUCUGUUAUACUAAAUAUUUUUUAUGAUUUCAGGCCCACAAUCCCAGUCAAACCUUCUUUCUUGACCGGGGGUUAUUUUUGUGCCCCAAGGUUAGUUUUGCAGCCCUUUCCUCUCUCAUUGUUGUCUGCAACAGUCAGUUUUAAAUGUCAGAUAAUUGUAAACAUGCGGAAAAAUCAACAACUCUGAAAGGCAGAGCAACAGCAUUCACAAAUGCAAAAUAAAAUACAUAAAUAUAUCUAUCAUAGUCUCUUAGUAAGAAAUCAGCAGAUACAAUUUGGCUGUUAUUGUCUCUGUAAAACUGCUAAGAAGCAUUAUUGAAUUCAUUUGAGGAAAAAAUAGGAAAAAUAAGUAAAAGAUGCACAAAUAAGUGGUAACUCCUCAGUUUAAUGCAUUAAAAAGGUGUUCUCUGAUCGGCUUCAGUUCAUUGGGGAGCUUUUGGCUUCAAAAUAUCUAUGUUGGUUUUACAAAUUAUAUAAGCCACAUGUUUGAUCCUCUCAUUAGUCAGUAGCCUUGUUAAAACGGACUGAACUACCAGUGUCCUACCAUUUUUAGCAAAAAGAAUCAAGAGAAUAGAAUCCCUGUAGCCCUCUUGGCAGCCUAAGUUGCCCAACCCUGAUCUAAACUGUAAUGCAGCUACCCACCACUAGUAGCUGCUGUGGUCGGCUAAGCCAUUAGGCUCUAAUGCUCUUUGACCCAUUGUGAACAAAUGUGUACUGAUAGCACUGAUAGCACCUUGUGCAAAUAGCCCAGUGUGGCGCUAUUUUGGUGUAGAUGUGAUAAAGUUGUAUGUAUUGUGUCAGGAUAGAUCGGUGUGACGACAGUCAGCACAGACGUGUGGAUGUUAACUUGUAAAGAGGCUCUCAGGCAGGAAGUUCUAGCUAUACUGAUGUUAGCCACAUUCAAUCAUUUACCAUCUGCUACUGUGACCUCUCUUUAAAAACAUGUGCUCAACUUGAUUGUUUUCUGAAUAUUUUCUUGACUGUAGUCUAGCCAGCUACUCAAUUAUAAUUUGUGUUUUAGAUGGGAAAUUCACCUAGAAAUAUUGCUUGUUAAAAGCAACUCAGACCUUAUUUUUCAACAUUUUUAACCUUAAAAUGAGAUGUUUAUCUGGACUUUCAGGUGAGCGUGGCUUAAAUAAUUGUGAUAAAAUAAUUUUGACCAGAAACCAGCCAAACACACUUGAUAAGAUUUGAUUUUUGCAACACAUUGAAUGCAUUGGCAUACUUUAUUUUAAUGGGAAAAACACAUGUCAGUUGUGUUUGAUGAAUUUUCAGUUAACUCUCAUGUCAAAGUGUGAUUUAAUGGCUGGAUGCUGUUUCAGCUGAGGUCAACAGUUCAUUUCAGGACAAAACUUUACAGCCUGUCCCUUUAAAGUCCUUGCUGCAGUUCAACAGCUGUCCUCUAGAUGGUGCUGUGUAAUAAAGUGUUGAACAGACUCUAACUGCCUCUGUGUUAGGUACUACCAGCCUUUUUUGUGACUCACAGGAUAAAGCCACUUCAUGUUUAAACUUCUGCUGCUUCACAUUUAACCAGACAUGCUUUCACUUUACCUUCAUGAUUUUUAAUACUUUGUUUAACCUACUAUAAAUGCUGUAUUUCCUGCUGCUUGCAAUGCCAUAUUCUGCAUUUCAUAUCCAUGUUUUUAACUGUUUGUACUCCAGUUUGGUCAUUUUUUGUUCUCCAUUAUCAGGGUUAAAAUUCUCUGCUUCUUUCCUAAAAAACACUAAACAAAAGUAAACAAGACAAAAACUGCUGACGUUUAUUGUCUCUAACAAAUGUGAUGCUGCUAAAAUUUGAUGCACCUUUGAUUGAGUGGAAUGGCUUUUUAUCUGAAACGUAAAAAUUAUCGGACUAACCAGCAGCUCCGCUACUAACCUGAUGGACUAAACCAGUGGUUCUCAACUGCAGGAUCCACCACCACCUCUUUAAUGAAAAUUCAUGACCCAAAUAUGUAAAACAUUUAAACCACUCAGAUGUAUUUAAUGAAAAGUGUUUGGACAUUUUUUUAGAAAGCAAUUUAGUACAGAAGCUAGGGAAGGAUAUGCAUGCAUUUAUUUUACUAUGCCUUCCAUGGUAAUGUGUACGUUUUGGUUGUUUUGUAGAGAUUUCAAGGAAUUGACACAUUAUUAUUGAAAGAGCAACUUUGUUAUUUCAGGAUAACUAGAUAAAUAAGUUGACAUCUUGACAUAAACAACAGAAAUGUAAUCUUUAUCACAGCAAGAUGGCAUAAAAUACAAUAUCUGGCUGUAUUUCCAUAUAGGGCUUCUGUACUUUAGUUCAGGUCCCGAUUCACCAGUUGAGAACCACUGGACUAAAUGAUGUAAUUAACUGUAACUCUGUGGGUCAAAAUGUUGUUACAGUGUUUUAUGAAUAUGUCACUGUUAAACUGAAAAUAAACUCUA
Molecule: messenger RNA, 6783 nt
Organism: Cheilinus undulatus (humphead wrasse)
Lineage: Eukaryota; Metazoa; Chordata; Actinopteri; Labriformes; Labridae
Product: protein SSUH2 homolog
Exons: 12
Coding region: 95-1168 (357 amino acids)
Source: RefSeq, a predicted model, not a curated record